AUGUUCCGUCGACAGGAGAGUACGCUGGACCCUGAUGCGCAGUAUCCCGCCGACCUCAAGAAGCUUGGAUACUUUGUUGACAAGAAUGGCUGCUUUCGGAGAAUCGAUGCUCCCGAGCUUUUCUUCGACUUCUUCUACACCAACAACGACCGCCACAACGAGGUUCGCGGCGAGGCAAUGCGCGUCUGCCAACGCCGAGAGGUCAUGAGCCGUCUAUCAGCCCUAGGCCUCAAGGAGUUAUAUCUGCCUACUUUGUCCAACAACAAGCCCAAAGGACCGCACAUUCCCAUUCUUGCACCCGUUGCCUCAGUGUUGAAGACACGGAAGCGCGUCAUCGUCAUCAUCAACGAUGAUACAUACCAAGACCUUGGGGUCCUAGCGUAUCGUGAACUACAGCGUGAGGGCGGUGUGAACGGCGGUUCGGUGAUCAACUUUACCAAAGGGCUUGUCAACCGCGCACAGGCGAACAUGAAUGUACCCCUCGGAGAAAAGCUAGCCAAAGAUGGUGCGCGAAUUGAGAAAGAGAAGCACAUUCCUGGAUUGAUUGUCUUCAAUGCUGGCCAGCUUCUCUAUUCACACAAGCUAAACCAGGCGCUCUCGAAUCGCAGCUGGACCGCCCUGGCGCGAAAGUCUAUCACACACGACCCCGUGAAGAUCCAUGAAAUCGAGAACCGGGUUGAGGGCCACAGGACAGCGGCUGAGCACAUCAAGACUGUCUUCGACACGGUGAUCAAGAAUCCGAACUUUGUCUCUCCCGAGGCAGAGGUCUACGUGAUUGCAAUUGAGAAUGGUGUGGAGAGCCUCUUGGAAGUUCUGGACAAGGACUUUUAUCGUUACGCCGAUCGCAUCACGGCUCUGGCUGCUAUGCAGUCGCCGGUCGGCGCCCACCAGAUCCACAAUCCAGAUGUGAAGACUUUCCUCCUUACGCGUGCCAGGCACUGGGAGACCUCACAGCAUACGAGUGGCGAUCCGGCCCAAUGCAAGGCAUCUUCAUCAGAUUAUAUCUCCAAGGCUAUCUCCAACAAGUCAACCUCUACAAAGCCCAUCGACUGGCUGGAGACUGUGGAGAGAGGAAGCGGACAUCGCGCUGAUACCCCGUUCGCCAAUAUCCGAGAAGCCAAGGUGACGAUAGCAGUGACGGAAGAGCCCGCUUCAGAUGAUGGCUUUAUCGAUGCAACUCCGCUCUGUCCAACUUUCGGUGGCGGAAACACCUGGGUCGGCGAAUGCGUCUUUACGCAGUCUAUUGUGCAGGAGGCCGUUCUCGGCUUCUUCGAAGAAGUCGCGCGAGAUCCCAAAGGUUACUACAACCCCAACUUCACCCUCGAUCCUCCACUCAGCAACGUUGACUCCCGCUUCGACCCAAUUCCCGACGAGAUGCUCAAUCCUGAGAAGAAAGAGUUGCUUGCCGCUCAAGAGGAGCUCCGUCAACUUGAGGUGGCUUUCAAUGCAGUCCCAGAGGACAAUCCUGAUCUUAGACCUGGACAUCAACGUCUCCACAGGCGUAUCAUCAUGAAACACAGGGCGCUCAGGGAGCUUGAGGAGAAGGUGCUUGCGGCGGGUGCACUGGGUCUUGGUGAUGCGAAGGACGUGCGGGACAAGUGGAGCGUGCCGACGGACGGUGUGGAGUGGAAGGAGAUGAAGCGCGGAGCGCCGAUACCCUUUGCGGGAGUACAGGCGGACAGCAACAUGGUUGCAAGCGCCGGGUGCUUGGGCAGGGUGGAGGAGGAGCUGGCCAAACUAGAGCUCGAGGAGGAUGAGGAGUGAUAAGCGGCCCUUGGGUCAUUACGAGUGAAGUCCGGGUGACGUCUCCUUUAAGUCACCAUCCGCAAGACACGCCCACUUGCUGGCGACCUUGGUCCCAUGUCCGUUGGACAAUGGCGCAAGCAAGCCCAGUAAGUAGCUUUCGAAUAAGAUUGCUUGUGCAUUUGCAUGGUCCCGGUCGAGCAUCUGCCGCCCAAGUCAUGUUGCAUGCCCAAGAUCCACAAACGGGGAAAUAUGCCAUAAACGCCUCGCAAUGCACGCCAACCCACCCGUCUCUUCCGCAGCGCACACUCUCCCCACCCCUUCCUCCACACGCGCGCCUACACAUCCUUCAACAAAUCAUCCAAAUCAUCAUCAUCC
Messenger RNA from Paraphaeosphaeria sporulosa, 2121 nucleotides. RefSeq lists its product as uncharacterized. Lineage: Eukaryota; Fungi; Ascomycota; Dothideomycetes; Pleosporales; Didymosphaeriaceae. The record is from RefSeq and is a predicted model, not a curated record. Gene Ontology annotation, biological process: regulatory ncRNA-mediated heterochromatin formation. Gene Ontology annotation, molecular function: siRNA binding. Gene Ontology annotation, cellular component: nucleus. The transcript is spliced from 6 exons. The coding region runs from base 1 to 1764 and encodes 587 amino acids.